Gopherus flavomarginatus (Mexican gopher tortoise) is the source of this 1194-nucleotide messenger RNA. RefSeq names its product Zic family member 3 (gene ZIC3). The record is from RefSeq and is a predicted model, not a curated record. The transcript has a single exon. Gene Ontology annotation, biological process: regulation of transcription by RNA polymerase II; central nervous system development. Lineage: Eukaryota; Metazoa; Chordata; Testudines; Testudinidae. Gene Ontology annotation, cellular component: nucleus. Gene Ontology annotation, molecular function: DNA-binding transcription factor activity, RNA polymerase II-specific; RNA polymerase II cis-regulatory region sequence-specific DNA binding. The coding region runs from base 1 to 1059 and encodes 352 amino acids.
AUGGCCAUGCUGCUGGACGGCGGCCCGCAGUUCCCCACCCUGGGAGUCGGGGGCUUCGGGGCCCCUCGCCACCACGAGGGGCCCGGCCGCGACCCCGGCGCCGGGAUGGGGCUGGGCCCCUUCGGGGACGCCUCGCACGCGGCGGCCUUUAAGCUCAGCCCGGCCGCCCACGAGCUCUCGUCCGGGCAGAGCUCGGCGUUCACCCCGCAAGGCUCGGGCUAUGCCAACGCGCUGGGGCACCACCACCACCACCACCACGCCGGCCAGGUGCCCGCCUACGGGGGCGCGGCCGCCGCCUUCAACUCCACGCGGGACUUUCUCUUUCGCCAGCGGGGCUCCGGCCUGGGGGAACCCGCCUCCAGCGGCGCCCAGCACGGCAUCUUCGGCGGCUCCCCCGGCAGCCUGCACGGGCCGCCGGGCAUUACGGAGAGCCCGGGCUACUUGCUCUUCCCGGGGCUGCACGAGCAGAGCCCCAGCCACCCCUCCCCCGGCGGGCACGUGGAGAACGGGCAAAUGCACCUGGGGCUGCGGGGGGAUCUCUUCGGCCGGCCGGACCCUUACCGGGCCGUCUCCAGCCCCCGCACGGACCCGUACGCCGGCGCCCAGUUCCACAACUACAACCCCAUGAACAUGAAUAUGGGCAUGAACGUGGCGGCCCAUCACCACCACGGCCCGGGGGCUUUCUUCCGCUACAUGCGCCAGCCCAUCAAGCAAGAGCUGUCCUGCAAGUGGGUGGAGGAGAGCCAGAUCAACCGGCCCAAAAAGAGCUGCGACCGGACGUUCAGCACCAUGCACGAACUGGUCACCCAUGUGACGAUGGAGCAUGUCGGGGGGCCGGAGCAGAACAACCACAUCUGCUACUGGGAGGAAUGUCCGAGGGAAGGCAAGUCCUUCAAGGCGAAAUACAAACUGGUGAACCACAUUCGGGUUCACACGGGGGAAAAGCCAUUCCCGUGCCCGUUCCCAGGCUGCGGGAAAAUCUUUGCCAGGUCCGAGAAUCUGAAGAUCCACAAAAGGACGCACACAGGUAAGGAGGGAGACGGAAAAUGGGGUGCAUGAAUCAUGAAACGGUGGGAAUUAAAGAAACCCCCAUCGAAUCCAAAUACUCCCCCCAACGAUCACACGGCGCCAGACCGAAAAGCGGGAGUGGGACUCAAACGCUACUUUCCCCAGUUUGGAGCUAAGCUACAUUUU